Messenger RNA from Paramecium octaurelia, 1711 nucleotides. NCBI's taxonomy places the organism in Eukaryota, Ciliophora, Oligohymenophorea, Peniculida, Parameciidae. The record is from the annotation of a GenBank genome assembly.
AUCAGACUUAUGACAAACAUCUUAGUUGUCUCCUAAUAUGAAAUCUAUAAGAAUAAACUCAUAGGCGAAGGUUAAUAUGGGAAGGUUUAUGCAUGCAAAGAUACAUGCAACCCAAAUUUACAAUUAUGCGCAAAGGUAAUUAAUAUUUAAAUUAGAGAUUAUUGAAGAUAAAAUAUAAGACCCGAAGACUGGUAGAGAAAUGGAACUUAUGUAGAUGAUUAUGGAACAGGGAAAGAAUAAUAAACACAUUGUAGGAGUCUAUCAUGUAGAUGUGAAUAAAUCAAGAAUUGUAUUAAUUUUAGAAAGAUGUGAAUGUGAUUUGCAAAUGUAGUUCAAGGAAAGAAGGUAAAAUGAUAAAUAUUACACUCCUGAAGAAGCUAUUAAUAUAUUAAAAUAAAUUAUCAAAGGCUAUAAACUACUAUAUGAUAAUAAUGUUAUCCACAGAGAUAUUAAGCCUUAAAAUAUUCUAUAUUUGGAUGGUGUAUAUAAAGUAUUAAUAGUUAUUAAACGAGAUUGCUGAUUUUGGAUUAGCCAGAGUUUAUCAAACAAAUGAUGAGCUCACUAAAUCUGGUACUCCGAAAUAUGCUUCACCUCAAUUAUUUGAAGAAGGUUCCAAUUUUACAAAUUCUGCAGACAUCUACUCUGUAAAUUGAAAAAAUAUUACAAGCUUGGAAUAGUUUGCUAUGAACUUAUAUUUGGAGGCCUGCCAUACUAAGUAAACAAUUUACAGUAAUUGAUAACGAAGUUGAAAUAAUUAGAAUCAAACCCAAUAAAAGUUAAUCGAUCUGCAGCUGGAGUAAAUACAAUUUUAUUCUAUAGAUGACUGAAGAAAUUGCAAAUUUGAUAGAAAAUAUGUUAAAGUAUAAUGAAAAUAAAAGAAUCAGUUGGAAUGGAUUAUUUUCUCAUCCUUUAUUAAAGGACUAACCAACCUCUUUAGUUCUUCCUGUCCCUCAAAUAGCUAAAAUUCCUACAAUGCCUCAAAUGAGUCAAACCCCUUAAUUCUAAAUCAAGGCUCCAUUGUUUAUAUAAAGUGCUAAUCCAUAAAAAUAGGAUCAAAAACUCACAUAACCUCCCUCUCUUCCCGGAUUUUAGUAAACCCUGGAUAUAUCAGAUCAACUUUUUUAAAUUGCAGUCUUUAUGAAUUAUGUUUUGGAUUCUCUGGAUAAGCAUUUGUAUAUUCUUAUUUCUAUUUAGGAAUCAAUAAAGAUAAAUACAUGCAGAUGUGAUCAAAAUAAAGUAACAGUUAUUCUACCUUUCAUCUUGCUUUUAUUAGCAUAGCAAAGCAAUGAAACUUAAAUCCUAACCUUCAUCUAACAACAAUUAUGCUUUAGCAGAUGUUGAAAGAGCUAUAACAUAACUUGAAACAACAAAACAGUUACUUGUAGAUCAAACAAACAAUUAUGGUUUAUCGAAAGAUUUCCCAAUUAAAGAAACAUUGGCUGAUUACACAGGCUAUUUUACAUAAUUAAGCAGUCUAUUAGCAAUCUAAUUCCUAUUUCCAUACACUAAUAAAUGUAGUUACUAUUUAGAAUAUUUGCAGUACAUUAUUAAUAUUUAUGUAUAAAGGUUACUCUUCUGUUUGUCAAAAAUGAAAGUAUUAAAAGAAGCAAAAGAAGCCACAAUAAUUCAUAAAUAUAUUGUCGAUAUAUAGAGCUAAUUACAAAAUGAAAUUGUGAUUAAACAAACCUUAAAUUCUAAAAUUAAUAAUUGA